AACAUUUCCUGCUCAAUAGGUUUUCUUGUCAGAAGUAACACAUUUUCAGUAUUAAAUUUUGGAGGAAUAUACUCAUACAAACAAAGAAAACACACAGCUAUGGAUAUGCUUAAACACAUACAACCACAAUUCUCAUCUAAGAGUUCUACUUCCUAUCAUCUGACUCACAACAGCAGUUCAUCAACAUACAACUGUUAUUGUGCUACUGCAGCAAUAGUUGCUCUGGAACACUACAAGAUGCAUGACUGUAGUUUCAUGUCGUGGGAACAAUGGAUUAAACAAUGAAGAUAUUAAUCCCUUUGAAAAGUAAUGAAGAUUGCAGCAAUGACAAGGAAUAUCCUACUCUUAUGUCUUGUAUACAUAGUUUUAUCAUCUGUUGAAACUAUAGACAUAAUUUACCAUGUCAAUGAAGAGGAGAGUCCUUACACCUAUAUAGGAGAUAUUGCUGCACACUCUAACUUAUCACAUUCUCUCAAACAUCAACAACAAACUCUCAUUACAUUUACACAACUACAGAGGAAAGUGUCAAGUGGCUCUCACUUAUUCAAUGUUACAAGAACUGGAAAACUAUACACAACUCAAACGCUAGAUGCUGAGUCAAUGUGUGCAUACAACAAGGAAUGUUCCAGAACAGUUAAAGUAGCAGUCAGAAAAGAAGAAACAUUUGUAAAGGUAAUAAAAAUAAAAAUAAUCAUAGAGGACAUCAAUGAUCAUCAACCAGAGUUCCCAGAGGAUCAAAUAAAAUUAGAGUUUCGUGAAACUGAUGGAAAAGGAUCAACACAAACAAUAUUAAAUGCUGUGGAUAAAGACAUUAGUUUUCUUAAUUCUAACAUUACAUACAGACUAAAAGAUAAAAGUAAGAAGUUCUCACUAUCCAUUUUCAAAGACUUUGAUGAUCUUCCUGUACUUAAAAUUACUCUGAAAGGAAUGUUAGACAGAGAAGUGAAGGACAAUUACAUAUUACAGCUGGUAGCCAAAGAUGGAGGUUCUCCACCAAAAGAAAGCAUUCUGAAUAUACAAAUAGUUGUCAUGGAUAUAAAUGAUCACAGACCUAAAUUCUCACAAAAAUCAUUCAAUAUUUCCAUCAGCGAUACACAUCACAUAUCUUCUCCUGUUUUUAUCUUGUCAGCUACAGAUUUAGAUUCAGGUAAAAAUGGAGAUAUUACAUAUAACUAUAGUCAGAGGACAAGUUCUUACACUAGAAAAAAUUUCAAACUUUUGUCAAAUGGAGAGAUCUUCCUAAAUGAGAAUUUUUACAAAGAUAAGCAACAAAAAUAUAAAUUAUAUUUUGAAGCAAAAGAUAACGGAAAACCAUCUUUAAGCUCUACAGUCAUGUUAAUUAUUAAUAUCAUUAACAAUCAAAAUAAUGCUCCAACAAUAAAUAUAGAUUUUGUAUCUCCUUUAACAGAAAGCUCUACUUCUGUUUCAGAAGCAAGUAAAAUUGGAAGCUUUAUAGCUUAUGUUAUGGUCACUGACACUGAUAGUGGACCUAAUGGACAAAUUAAAUGUAAUAUUCACCAUAAAAUAUUCCAGCUUUCUAAUAUGGGUUCUAAAGAAUAUAAAAUAUUGGUGAAAGAACCUCUGGACAGAGAAACUAUAGACCAUUAUGUUGUGUCGAUUGUAUGUCAUGACAUGGGAUCACCUCCAUUAAAGACUAAGAAACAGUUCUCUGUCAAAGUGACUGAUGUCAAUGAUGUAGAACCACAUUUUACCAAAGAGACAUUCCAAUUCCUCACCUAUGAAAACCAGAAAGUUGAUUUCCCUAUUGGCUUCAUCAAUGCUACAGACCCUGAUCUUGGAGAUGGAGGCCAACUUACAUAUUCUAUCAUCAAUGAUAACAACAAUGAUAACAUUCCUUUCCAACUGACAAAAUAUGGAUUUAUUUCUACAUCACAACCAAUAGAUCGAGAAGUGAAAGACAUUUAUAAUUUACAGGUAUUAGUCAAAGAUAAUGGAACACCUUCUUUGAAUAACACUGCUAACAUUCUUAUAGAGAUUCUGGAUAAAAAUGACAAUGCUCCAUAUUUUACGUUUCCUAAUAAUGACCCUUACAAUCUAGAUGUCCACUACCAUCCACACAGUAAGAAGGACAUCACAAUUCUGAAAGCAUCUGACAAAGACACUGGAAACAAUGCUUUCCUCACAUAUGGAAUACUGAGAUCCAAUGAUAAAAAGCUGUUUACAGUGAACUCACACACUGGUGUGUUAUCUUUCUCUCGCACAGUUUACCAAAAUGAUGCAGGAACAUAUGAGCUGCAGUUUAUAGUGAAAGACGGUGGUACUCCAGUUCAGUCAGCAACAACUGCUAUCAUACUAACACUGUUUGUUAGUAAUGAUACAUCUCCAAUGUUGACUGCUAUCCACUCACAGUCUGGUAACAAUAUGAAUAUGACUUGGAUAAUUAUCAUUGUAGCAGCAGCUGUAAUACUAUCUGUAGCUAUUGUAGUGUCAAUAACACUAUGUGUUUUCAGAUGUAUUAAUCACUUCAAUAAUUCACAAACAACAAAAAAUAAUCCAAAAUUUCUCUCUCAGACUGAAAUGAGGCAAAUAUUGUAUCAGACUAAUAAUCCUGUUGCAAUAACUCGGAAUGCAGAAGAGAUAUUUAGCAGAAAUCUUCAGUCAAUAAACCCCAAAACUUCCUAUUACCCAGAGAUGGAACAGCCAGCCAAUGAAUGGAAAUUCUCAACAACACCCAGAAAACUUCCACCAGUUCCACAGCAUUACAAUAAGGAUGUGGCAGAUAGUUUAGCUGAACAAAAAUGUUAUAAUGAUAGCAUUAUGACAUCAAACAAUUUGAAUAACACACUACCUUCUCAAAAAGAACGAAACAGAGGAUGGAGUGAAGGAGAUAUUACACAUCAAACUUCUGGAACAUCAGAAUACAGCAACUAUCGACCAAACAUACCACCAACACCAAAGUGCACACAGGAACAAGAAACGUAUUUAGAGCCUGUAUAACAUGUUAAUUUGCAAUUGCUGAACUAUUAUCUAAUAAUUUAAUGACUGGCAUUUUUAAGCAUAUCAUAUACAUGUGUGUGUGUGUGUAUAUAUAUAUAUAUAUAUAUAUAUAUGCACAUACACAUACACACACACGUACAUACUUAAUACAAAUACAUCAUUGAAAGGCAAUUUACAGCAGUAUUUGCCAAGAGAUAUUUCUUAUAGGAAUGCUGUGUUUAAAAACACAAUGUAUAUUGGAAGGAGAUGAAAGUCAUCUUAGCAGUGGCUACAGAGAACAUCUGAUGCAUUUUGAUCUAGUUGGGCCUUAUCAAUGACAAAGAGAUGUUAUCUCUGACAAAAUAAUGCAGUAAAUUGCCCGUCAAUAAUGUAUUUACAAUGAUAUAUUAUCAAUGUAUGAUACAUAGAUGGCUAUUUUAAUUUGAUACAACUUCUGUUACAUAUAACAGUUAUAUAAAUAUAUAUAUACACAUACAUAUUUGCAUAUACAUACAUAUAUAUUGAUAUGCACAUACAUGUACACACACACACACACACACACACACACACAUUCACAUACAUUCUUAGAUUCUUUCUAGCAAAGAUUUAUCAUUCAAAUGAACUGAAGAAAAAUCAUUGCCAGCUUUAGUGCAAGUUGCACAGAUUUGAUAAUAACAUAAAUAACAUACAAUAAUGUAAAUCCUCCAUAUUUAUAUGCAUUUUUAUUAUUAAAAUUUAUGUUAACUAAAAGCUAUAAUAACUAGGUACACUCCUAGUAAGAGCUAAGUUUAUGUUACCUAAUAUCUAUAUUUGACUUUUGUCAUAUGAUUAAAGUUUUAUGCCCCUGCUAGAAUUGAUUAUAAGGAUUCAUAUUAAAUACCAUUUACAGUAAAAUAGAAAGCUGUUUGUGGCCAAUAUAUAUGCCAACAUGAGAAUACUGCAUGUCUUCUUUAUGGCUGAAUGGUUAAGAAGUUCCCUUCACUAUUGUAAGGUCUUAGGUUCAGCCCAACAGUGUAGCGUCUUGGGUAGGUAUCUUUUACCUUAGCCUUGCAUCAACCCAAGUCUUGAGAAGAAGAUUUAGUUGGCAGAAAUUAUGUAGAACACUAUCAGAUGGCUUAUAC
Messenger RNA from Octopus sinensis (East Asian common octopus), 4058 nucleotides. Its product is annotated as protocadherin beta-15-like. The transcript is spliced from 4 exons. NCBI's taxonomy places the organism in Eukaryota, Metazoa, Mollusca, Cephalopoda, Octopoda, Octopodidae. Gene Ontology annotation, biological process: homophilic cell-cell adhesion. Bases 310 to 2958 code for a protein of 882 amino acids. Gene Ontology annotation, cellular component: plasma membrane. The record is from RefSeq and is a predicted model, not a curated record. Gene Ontology annotation, molecular function: calcium ion binding.